Physcomitrium patens is the source of this 2328-nucleotide messenger RNA. RefSeq names its product hydroxyproline O-arabinosyltransferase NOD3. The record is from RefSeq and is a predicted model, not a curated record. Gene Ontology annotation, molecular function: glycosyltransferase activity. NCBI's taxonomy places the organism in Eukaryota, Viridiplantae, Streptophyta, Bryopsida, Funariales, Funariaceae.
CUGUUUUGACGCAUCAGUUCACGGAAAGAUCUGUCUGAGCGGAUUUAUUGUACUGACCACCGGCGAGGCAACCUGGUGGCCCCAGGAAAACUACCCUGGCCAAGGCUCCAUUGCGCCAGUCAAACCAGAGUCAGGAACUACAUUAUUCCGUCUUUCUCUGAACAGAUCUUCCUUCUCGUGGUCUGCUGCCGUGCUGCUCAUUUCGGAGCAGGUAGCAAAGAUCUGGAGCCCAACGCGAACGCUUUGGCUUGUCCAGACGCUUUUCCCCAGCGCCGAGAAUUCCAUCGACCUCAGCAGCUUGAAUAGAUCAGUUGUGCACAGUACGUCGGACUGGCACUGAACUCGCCGCCACAUAUGUCUCUGAGGAAAGACAGUGCAGGAGUGUUGCAGCUUGUGUCCUUUGCAAGCUAAGGCCACGGGCGCCUAUCAUGUUGUGGCGGGAAUGCGGGUUGCAGAGUGAAUGCGGUGUAAGUUUAGCGGCUCUGGAGUGUCAGGUGCUGGACUGGCGGUAGCGGGUGAGGAGGGUUGCUUGAUUGGUUGCUGACGCUAGGGUCGAGAAGGUGCAAUUUGGAGUGAGGGGAUGGAGAAUUUUGUACUGGACAGGGUUGUGAGGUGAGGUGGGUGUAGAGCUAGGGCUUUAGUUGGGUUUUGAGAUGGGGAGAGUGGAUUGAGUGGAGCUUGGAUAUGGAAGUUUGGGGAAGUGAAGGAGUGAGGACGGCAAUGAUGAUGGUGGAGAUCUUUGGAAGCAAGUAGGGCUUGUGGCACUGCUAACGAAGUCUUCAAUUAGCGGCGAAAUUCGACAAGAGAUGACGCGGAUUAAAUUUCCAGUGCUGGUGUUUCUGGCCUUGGCGGCAAUGGUGGCGACGUACAAUACGAUCACUAUGAUUAACAGCUAUCAUAACCGGAGUGGUCACGUAGGUCCCGGGGCUGGUGAAGAUGACAACAAGUUCUCAUUCGAAUCACUAAUCAAGCCGUCGGAGGAAACAAAACGGAGUAGCCCCACGCGUUUGUUUCACGUUGCGGUGACGGCCAAUGACUUCCCCUACAAUCGUUGGCAGUGCCAGAUCAUGUACUACUGGUACAAGAAGUUCAAAGAUGCGCCCGGAUCAGAGAUGGGCGGCUUCACUCGCGUCUUGCAUUCCGGAAAGCCUGACAAUUUCAUGGAGGAAAUUCCGACAGUUGUUGUAGACCCUCUGCCGGACGGCGAGGAUCGGGGGUACAUUGUGCUGAAUCGACCAUGGGCGUUCGUGCAGUGGUUGCGAAAGACAGACAUCCCAGAAGAUUACAUCCUGAUGGCAGAACCGGACCAUAUAUUCAUACGGCCGCUUCCCAACUUAGCUACGGAGGAUAUUCCAGCUGCCUUCAAGUUCUUCUACAUUGUUCCUACGAAAAAUGAAAAAGUUUUGAGAAAAUUCUUUCCAAAAGAGAAAGGGCCGAUUUCCAACAUCGACCCCAUCGGCAAUUCUCCAGUCAUUAUUAAGAAGAGUCAAUUAGAGAAGGUAGCCCCAACAUGGUCAGACGUGUCCAUCAAGAUGAAGGAUGACCCAGAAACUGACAAAGCAUUUGGUUGGGUUUUAGAAAUGUAUGGAUAUGCGACAGCUGCAGCUUUGCAUGGGAUUAGACAUACGUUGGUCAAAGAUUUUAUGUUACAGCCACCGUGGGAUACCGACCGUGGAAACAAUUAUAUUAUUCAUUAUACGUAUGGAUGUGAUUACAGCAUGAAGGGUCAGUUGACGUAUGGCACCAUUGGAGAAUGGCGAUUUGACAAACGUUCUUACUCCACAGGAGCUCCGCCCAAGAACUUAACCUUGCCUCCUCCAGGUGUACCAGAGACAGUGGUCACAUUGGUCAAAAUGGUGAAUGAAGCCACUGCUAAUAUUCCAGGAUGGAAAGAAGGGGAGUAGUGCGGAAGCCUUUGUCUCCUGGAUUACUUUCGAAAGUUUCACUCUGUACAUGCCUUCUUCAAUGGUUCUACCCAAUGGAAUUGGGGAGCAUUGUAAAACCUCUUAGCAAGCGUCUGCAAGUUUUCCAGCUGCGACACGACAUAAGGACAGGCAAAUAAUAAGGGCCUGAAAUGUGGGUAGUUGGUCUACUGUAUGAUCACGAGUUUUAGGUUACAUCUUGUAUCCAAAACGUUUGUUGAAGCUCUACACAUGUUAGCAGCAUGUAGACUCUUGCUAAACACAUAGCCUUGUAGAUGAGGUAUUUUUUCUAAAAUUUGAUUAUUAAAACAGUCGUUCAGUCAGCUCAAAGAGCCAUUUUUGGAGCGGAGGUUAACGCCCGAAUGCUUCUGCACACUUCAGACAUCGAAUAAAUUCAUUGUAUGUA